UGCGGUUGCAGCUCUCCAUCACUCAACGCCGACGACCGCUUCGCAAUCCGCAAUCCCGCUCUCGCCCCCCCAUCGCCUUCGAGUUCGGCACCUGGUGUGCCUUAUAGAUAAAAUCUUCCCUAUUUCUUUUCCGAAACGACAAAGACUUGCUCGACACGAUGGGCGACCCGCGGGAAUCAUCAUCGUACCGGGUGGUUCCGAGAAUCCGCUACAACACCGUUGGCGGUGUCAAUGGUCCUCUGGUUAUUCUCGAUAACGUUAAAAAUCCGAGCUACAAUGAAAUUGUGACCCUCACCCUUCCCGACGGAACCCAGCGGUCCGGCCAGGUCUUGGAGACUCGAGGAAGCAGGGCCGUCGUUCAGGUUUUCGAGGGCACCUCGGGCGUCGACGUGAAGAAGACUCGCGUCGAAUUCACAGGGGAGAGUCUGAAGCUUGGUGUCUCAGAAGACAUGCUGGGCCGCAUCUUCGAUGGCUCGGGUCGUGCGAUCGACAAGGGGCCCAAGGUGCUGGCCGAGGAGUUCCUGGACAUCAACGGCAGCCCCAUCAACCCCUAUUCGAGAGUCUACCCUGAAGAAAUGAUUUCGACGGGCAUUUCGGCCAUUGACACCAUGAACUCUAUUGCGCGCGGUCAGAAGAUUCCCAUCUUCUCCGCCGCCGGUCUGCCGCACAACGAAAUCGCUGCCCAGAUUUGCCGGCAGGCUGGGUUGGUGCAGCGUGAAGGUGUGACCAACAAGGGCGUUCACGACGGUCACGAGGAUAACUUCUCAAUCGUCUUCGCCGCCAUGGGUGUUAACCUUGAGACCGCCCGCUUCUUCACGCGCGAUUUCGAAGAGAACGGCAGCCUGGAGCGCACCACGCUGUUCCUCAACCUCGCCAACGACCCGACGAUUGAGCGUAUCAUCACACCCCGCCUCGCCCUCACAACUGCCGAGUACUAUGCCUAUCAGCUCGAGAAGCACGUCUUGGUCAUUCUUACCGAUCUCUCGUCCUAUUGCGACGCUCUGCGUGAGGUGUCGUCGGCCCGCGAAGAAGUUCCCGGUCGCCGUGGUUUCCCCGGUUACAUGUACACGGACUUGUCCACCAUCUACGAGCGCGCCGGCCGUGUGGAAGGCCGCAACGGUUCGAUUACUCAGAUCCCCAUUCUCACCAUGCCCAACGACGAUAUCACACACCCGAUUCCCGACUUGACAGGCUAUAUCACCGAGGGCCAGAUUUUUGUCGACCGUGGCCUACACAACCGUGGUAUCUACCCCCCCAUCAACGUGCUCCCGUCGCUCUCCCGUCUCAUGAAGUCGGCCAUCGGCGAGGGCAUGACGCGCAAGGACCACGGCGACGUGUCGAAUCAGCUGUAUGCCAAGUACGCUAUUGGCCGUGAUGCAGCGGCCAUGAAGGCGGUUGUCGGUGAGGAGGCUCUGUCGGCCGAAGAUAAGCUGUCGCUUGAGUUCCUCGACAAGUUUGAGCGCACCUUCAUCAGCCAGGGUCCGUACGAGUCUCGAACCAUUUACGAGUCGCUAGACCUGGCCUGGAGCCUGCUGCGCAUCUACCGCAAGGACAUGCUCAACCGCAUUCCCGCCAAGAUCCUCAACGAGUUUUACCACAGGUCGUCGGCGGACCGGAAGGGCAAGGCCAAGGCACCGACCAAGGACACGAGGGACACGGCGGCGCCCGAAGAGCCCAACCUGAUCGAUGCAUGAGCUCGGGCAGGCAGGCGCUGGAAGUCGGGCAAGAAAUGCAUCUCUAAUACGUGCGGGCUCAUGUUGUACCGAAAUAUUUUUGCAUGUAAACGAUAGGCAUGUCAGGGGAUCGUCGUUUGCGGCACCGAAGAUUGGAAUUUAUCAACAGUAUAUCUGAUUCUCGGUACCUGAAAACGAACCUAGUACACCAGCCAUCCUGUUUGUAUCGGAGAUGUCUGCAUCCGCCAUUGGAGCGCGUACUGUGGACAUCCAAGUCCCCCGUACCUUCGUACGGAAUACGUCACUUCGGCUCGCCUGUGGCGUUGCAACCUCGUAGUCUUCCCUUGUGAUCUGGUCCUACCCGUUCGCCUAUCAUUCGAGUGUAUAUUGCCUCUGGGCUCUGUCAAGCUUGCGCGUCGUCACU
Thermothelomyces thermophilus ATCC 42464 is the source of this 2097-nucleotide messenger RNA. RefSeq lists its product as uncharacterized. The record is from RefSeq and is a predicted model, not a curated record. The transcript has 7 exons. The coding region runs from base 159 to 1694 and encodes 511 amino acids. Gene Ontology annotation, molecular function: ATP binding; proton-transporting ATPase activity, rotational mechanism. Gene Ontology annotation, cellular component: proton-transporting V-type ATPase, V1 domain. Lineage: Eukaryota; Fungi; Ascomycota; Sordariomycetes; Sordariales; Chaetomiaceae. Gene Ontology annotation, biological process: ATP metabolic process; proton transmembrane transport.